AUGGCUUCUCGGUGUGUCUUCGGGGUGUUUCCAGAAGAGGUCAGCACUGGCCUCGGACACCUCCACAGUCUUCCCACCCUGCUUGGAGGGACAAGAUCUCACUCCCCAGCAAGAGAGCUUAAGGACCUGGCAGACUAUCAGAGGGCUUUGAAUGCUCUCGACAGAAUCCAGGGUGAAAAAGAAUCAGUCAAACCAGCUGACGGGGAGACCUGGAGUGAGUCGCCCACCUUCCUGGGCUUCAGUUUCUUCGACUGUGCAACAGGGAUAACAAGCCCCACCUCCCAUGGAUGCUCCAUCCCCCCUUCCUUCCUAUCCCACCCCUACCUCAGAAGUCAUUUGGAGCAGAAUUCCUGGCAGGGACUGAUCGACAACGGUCAGCUCCCCGCCAGCGAGAGAGGGGUCCCUUCAGUGCUGUCUCAGGAGACAGGAAUAACCCGACUGGAGACUCUUCCUUCUCCACCUCCACGUGCCCCACUGAUCCCAGGAGGUUCGGGGGAGGAAGAACGCAACCCCCCACUGGCAUCAUCCUGGGCCCACCCAGAGCCCCGACUCUGCCCCUGCGAGUGCGCUCAGGUGGGCCCCGCUCCCUGCAGGGGGAUGGAGAGCAAGAGCUCGGGGUGCUGUGAGGCCCCAGAGAAGCUGGGCCUGUCCUUCUCCAUUGAGGCCAUCCUAAAGAGGCCCUCCAAGAGGAGUGACACGGUCGGGCCGGAAGGGGCAGGGGGAGAGGGACUUCGGCAAGAAGUGGCCACAGGCUCCAGGCUGGAGAGGCCCCCACAGGACCAGCCCCAGGAAGAGAGGAAGAGCAAGCGGAGGGUCCGUACCACCUUCACCACGGAGCAGCUGCAAGAGCUGGAGAAGAUCUUCCACUUCACCCACUACCCAGACAUCCACGUGCGCAGCCAGCUGGCAGCCAGGAUCAACCUCCCGGAAGCCCGGGUGCAGAUCUGGUUCCAGAAUCAGCGGGCCAAGUGGCGGAAGCAGGAGAAGACUGGCAGCCUUGGAGCGACGCAGCAGCUGCGCGAGGAUGUGACCCUGCCCACAGAUCCGGACGCGGCUGGCCCCAUGCUGAUGCCCACUGCUCUGCAUAGGCCGGCUCCUCCCAUGGGGUGUUGCCCACCAGCUCAAGGUCAGCCAGCCUCUGCCUGGCUCCCUGCCAGGAUCACCCUCCUCCCACAGCACCCAUGGGAGACACAGCCUCUCCCGGGCCCUCUUGUGCAGCAGACCUGCGUCCCCACACUGUGCAUCCUUCCACCUCUGCACCCCAAGUGGGGCAGCAUCUGUGCUACUUCAACAUAGGGAUCAGACAUCUUCUCCCCAAAUGAGCCACUCUCCGUUCCAGGUGAAGGCAGGUGGCAAAUGUGUCCUGGGCCUCAGAUGGAAUCGAUCUCACAAUCCAAAGACGGCGUACGGCCCAGGAAGCUGCCCUGAACCCGCCUGCUGGAAGGUUGCACCAGGCUCAGCAGCAAAGUCAAUGAUAAAGGACAGCUCCCAUCUCUCCUGGCCCAGGCUGCUCUCCUGUGCAGAAGACAGGCUGGAUGGGGCCUCAGGAUGAGCUCGGGACCAGGGAGCUUGCUCUCCGGCACCUGUGUCUCCUCUAACUUGCUGUGCAACCUCCAGCCUGUGACUCACCCCCUCUGGACCUCAUCUGUAACAUGAGGCAGUUGGACAAGACGAUUUCUAAGGGCCCUUGUGACCCUUACUUUGGUGAGGUGAACCAUGGUGAGCGUUGAGGCAUAGAGGAGGCCAAGAAAGGCUGCUUGUUCAUGCAUUCAUUCAUUCGUUCUUCAUGACACAUUCAUUGAGCAGCUACUAGUGCUCCAUAAAUAGGGAUGAACAACUUGGGUCCCAUCCAGGCUGGUCAAAGGGUGGCGCUGACCUUCCCUUGCAAGCAGAACACUUGUUCAAUGGCCUUGCAGUUGGCCCGUGUCUAACGUAUUCUUCAUGGCUUUGAUUUGCACAUCCCAGAGUAAGAGAGAAAUAUAGGAAUUUUUUUUUAAUUAAAGCAGAAUUUAGUGUCUUCAGUUGCUCUGUAGGAUUGAGAGGAGAUGUCAUCAUUUCUGGCAUGAAGAGUAAGACAGUAAGUUCUUUUCCUUCAGUUUGCCUUUCCAGGACAUGCACAAGCGGGCCGGCUGGAAGACCAGCCUCACUCUGUCCUGGAGAGCCUGAGACUCCACCCCGCUCUGUUUCCUUGCAGCAAGGUCUCGGGCAAACCACACGCCCUGUCUGAGCCUCAGUUUUCCUGUCUGUAAAAGGGAGGCGGUAACUCCCACCUGGCCUGACUCAACCAGCAAUCCGGAGGCUCUGAGAGGACG
Messenger RNA from Lemur catta (Ring-tailed lemur), 2312 nucleotides. It is a transcript of the gene ISX, whose product is annotated as intestine specific homeobox. The coding region runs from base 1 to 1296 and encodes 431 amino acids. The transcript is spliced from 9 exons. Gene Ontology annotation, biological process: regulation of transcription by RNA polymerase II. The record is from RefSeq and is a predicted model, not a curated record. Lineage: Eukaryota; Metazoa; Chordata; Mammalia; Primates; Lemuridae. Gene Ontology annotation, molecular function: DNA-binding transcription factor activity, RNA polymerase II-specific; RNA polymerase II transcription regulatory region sequence-specific DNA binding.